Bombus impatiens (common eastern bumble bee) is the source of this 698-nucleotide messenger RNA. RefSeq names its product NADH dehydrogenase [ubiquinone] 1 alpha subcomplex subunit 13 (gene ND-B16.6). The transcript has 3 exons. The record is from RefSeq and is a predicted model, not a curated record. The coding region runs from base 127 to 582 and encodes 151 amino acids. NCBI's taxonomy places the organism in Eukaryota, Metazoa, Arthropoda, Insecta, Hymenoptera, Apidae.
AAUUUCUGGAUUAUUCACCAGGAGUGCUAGUGUUGUUCCUAUGUUCUAACCGAAGUCGUAUAUGUUAUACUGUCCGUCUUUAUUAACUUAUUCAUUGUUUAUACAGUAAAUGAGAAGUUAAGAAGGAUGUCUCAGCCGAAAACAGGACCUCAAGAUUUACCUCCUAAGGGAGGAUAUGCUCCUUUCGGUGUCAGUCGAACCAAGCUACGUACUAUACUAUCAGGUCGUGCGGGUGUGGGGAUAUUUGUUGUUGUCAAUGUCGUCUCAUUUCCACUGUACUAUAAAAAUUGGUUAAGCGAGCGAAUAAAAAUGCUCGAAACGAAAAGUCGAGAACUAGCAACAGUGCCCAUGUUGUUAGCAGAAAGAGAUAGAGCGAUCUUAAAACAUCAGAAACGAAUGAGAGAAUUAGAGGCUGAUGUAAUGAAGGAUUUCCCAUUUUGGGAAGUGGGCACAUUUUUUGGAGCACCGAUAUACGAAAGUGUUCCAGAAGAUACAUAUAUCGAACCAAAUUUCGGUGAAUGUUACACAUAUGCAGAUCCUUUAGAUUUUCCAAUAAUGCAGAUCUCACAUUUUCUAACGUAAACUUUGCAUUAUGAGGUUCUUUGCAGGUUCUUUAUGUGGUUGAGGUUCUUUAUGUAAGAUAGUAUGUUGUAUUAUAUUAAAUAUAAUUAAUAAAGUCAUAUUAGAAAUACAGGAAA